Messenger RNA from Lotus japonicus, 750 nucleotides. RefSeq names its product E3 ubiquitin-protein ligase RSL1-like. Gene Ontology annotation, biological process: ubiquitin-dependent protein catabolic process; protein polyubiquitination; positive regulation of proteasomal ubiquitin-dependent protein catabolic process. Gene Ontology annotation, cellular component: cytoplasm; ubiquitin ligase complex. The coding region runs from base 1 to 750 and encodes 249 amino acids. NCBI's taxonomy places the organism in Eukaryota, Viridiplantae, Streptophyta, Magnoliopsida, Fabales, Fabaceae. The transcript has a single exon. Gene Ontology annotation, molecular function: ubiquitin protein ligase activity; ubiquitin conjugating enzyme binding; zinc ion binding. The record is from RefSeq and is a predicted model, not a curated record.
AUGAGUCUGAAAAGAAAAAGAGGCGUAGUUCCCUCUUCCAACGUCGAUAUCAUCGACCUCUGUGACACCGACGACGACGACGACGGCGUUAAGGUCCUCAACUUCAUACCUCCAAUAAACCCUUCCACCAAACGAAGAAAACUACAAAGAGGAGAGAGUUCAAACGAUGCGCCGUUCGUCUGCGAAAUAUGCACGGACACCAAAACGACCAAGGACUCCUUCAGCAUCACCGGUUGCUCCCACGCGUACUGCUCCGACUGCGUUGCCACGUACGUCGCAACCAUGGUUGAGAAAAACGUGAUCUACUUCGGGUGCCCCGUUCCGGGAUGCUCAGGACGACUGACGCCGGAGAAUUGCUGCGUGAUUCUCCCGGCGGAGAUGCUGGACCGGUGGCUGAGGGCGUUGUACGAGGCGACGAUCAAGCAAUCGCACAAGCUCUACUGCCCCUUCGCCGACUGCUCCGCUCUGUUGGUGAACGAUAGGUGGAAGAAGGUUAGGAAGUCGGAGUGCCCCUAUUGCAGGAGGUUGUUCUGUGCGCAGUGUAAGGUGCCAUGGCACGGGAGUAUCAAUUGCAAUAAGUUUCAGAUGCUGAAUAAGGAUGAGCUGGUGAACCUUGCUGAGGAUAACAAGUGGAAGAAGUGCCCUCAUUGCAACAUCUAUGUUGAAAAAAUAGGCGGCUGCCAAUACAUGCAAUGCAGGUCCACUUUCAUUUCUCUUGCAUUGUUGAAUUUUGCACACCAAUAUUACUAA